Paramecium tetraurelia is the source of this 375-nucleotide messenger RNA. RefSeq lists its product as uncharacterized. Lineage: Eukaryota; Ciliophora; Oligohymenophorea; Peniculida; Parameciidae. The record is from RefSeq and is a predicted model, not a curated record. The transcript is spliced from 2 exons.
AUGAAAAAGAACCAAUUGUUUAGAGUUCAACCGGGAAAACUAAUGUAUUUAUAUAUGCUUUUCUUGGAAUUUUAUAGGAUUGAAAAUGGCAAAUUCAUAAUUCUGCUAAUAGUUUUGGCUUUGAUUUGUCGUUAUCUGUACACAAGAAAGGUAAUUCAAAGGAUAGGUGAAUUGAUUAUUAGUCUGAAAAUACUUCACUAAAAUUAAUAGCAAUAAUAAAUUCCAGAGAAUGACGAGUAGUUUAAAAAAACUUCGAUUUUUAAGCAAUUGAAAAAGGUUAUGAAAGUUUUAAAAAGCAAAUUUAGAAGUACAAAGGACUCAUCAAUUGAUGUUUCCAAGAAAUAUAGCUAAUUUGAUAUGGAAGAAUCUAUUUGA